Messenger RNA from Poeciliopsis prolifica (blackstripe livebearer), 4935 nucleotides. It is a transcript of the gene tmcc1b, whose product is annotated as transmembrane and coiled-coil domain family 1b. Gene Ontology annotation, cellular component: endomembrane system. The transcript has 5 exons. NCBI's taxonomy places the organism in Eukaryota, Metazoa, Chordata, Actinopteri, Cyprinodontiformes, Poeciliidae. The record is from RefSeq and is a predicted model, not a curated record. Bases 1923 to 3878 code for a protein of 651 amino acids.
GCCACACUCUCUCCUUCUUGAAUCCUUUCUGAGCGUGUCGUUACAUCUUGAUAAAGAGAAUCAAAUUGUUAUAAACUGAAAGUGACACAAAGAAUCGAAAUGCUUGGACUGAACCUUCAUAUUACAGGUUUUAGCCGUGUUAGGUAGGCGAUGCAGAGAGGAGGCCGCUGUGGAUGGAGGAGGCCUGGAUCACAGUCAAUUUCCAUUUUGUAUUUCAUUUAGAGCACAGUUUUCAUUAUUUAGUUUUUAUUUUACACUCUGUUGUCUCUUAUCAUCUAAGCAAUUAGUUAUUUGCUCAUUAGUUAUUAGUUAAUGUAUUCAUUGAAUACUUUUUGAAAUGUGUCCAUUUAUUCUCUAACAUAAUUGGGCUUGAUGUUUGUAGAAUUAGUAGAAAAGAGAAGACGCAAAUAGAAAACUAUAGUAAACAUUUCAGAAACUAUUCACAAGAUUUUUUACUAUCUAGAAUUUGAAUUUUAUGCAUUUCUGGGUUGACACUUUUAAGACAUGCCACAUUGUUUUUAACAAAAGUCGGAACUGGCUCUCAAAAUUGUGCAAACUGGUUAAAAUGUCAGCUUUAUGUGAUAUAAGACCUCAGUUAUUAAUUUCAAAACCUUUAUCAUAUUUCAAUAUGACAAUUAUUUAAAUGAAAAUCAAACAAAAAUAAAAAAGCUGCAGCAAUCCCUGUGCAAACCCUUAUAUUGAUAUUUGGUUGAACCUUUGUUGAAUUUCAGACUUAUUGAAUUGAAACCACAUUGAAAAAUCACUGAAAGAACACCAAACCAACAGUGAAACAUGGUAGUGGCAGCAUCAUGCCGUGGUUUUAUGUCUUUUUUUUUUGGAUUAGUGAGUUUUUUCAACAGAAGAAUGACUUUAAGAGAAGGAUAUUAAAGUUUUUGAUCGGCCUAGCCAGAGUCUAGAAGUGAUUUCAGGAUCUUGUUUACAGUAUUUUGACAGUUGUUACACAUGAACAGGAACAUUUUUACAGAAACGUAAAAAGCAGGAUAUUCUUAUAAUGAGAUGCAAAACUCGUUAAAACAAGAAUCUUUCUCGUUAACAAGAAAAUUUCUAGCAAUGCUAUGAUCUCCUCGCACUGUUUCUGCAAGGCAACUCCUAAAAUCCCAAGAGAUGUUGCUGUUUUACUGUUACGACCCUUCUUACUUAAAAGAGAAGAUAUUUCGGUUUUAAUGAGAUAUAAAUCUCGUCGUUACAAGUUUACAAAAUCUCGUUAAAACUAGAAGGCUUUGUAGUUUUAACGAGUUUGGUUCUCGUUAAACGAGAAAGUUUUCACUUUAAAGGAGUUGCUGCUCCUGAACUUAUUUUCAAGCUCUAGUCUGUUAAAGACAGUAAAUUUGACCAAAGACUAAAUUCUCAAAAGCGCAUUAUUUAAGCCUUUGAUGUUUUUAACAGUUUGACAAUACUUUGUCUUUCAGUUCAUUGGCUCUGAAAGUAUUUAUUAUGGUCUCAUUUUUUUUCAUCCAAAAAGCCUGACAUUUUAACAGAGUUAAACACAUUUUUCAAAUCCAUUGUUCUGAGCAUUCCUCUUUUUUUUCCUGACAUAAUAAAUAGUAAUUCUGGAUCAAAUUUGAAAUAAACACGUUAAAUGAAAGUGCAUGCAUGUGGUCAUGCCAUGUCAACCCAGUUUUUAUUGUUUUUUUUGUUGUUUUUUUCUCUUCACAUUGUGCUUCUGCUUUUUAUGUUCCUGACAGCCGCAUGUCAUAAUGCGUUUUAUUUUCCUUUUUGUGGUAGACAAGCAUGACAUUGAGCCGAGCCACAGAUGCAUGCCCACUCUAAAGCACCAGCUGAGCGGCAUCCCCUCUGCUUCCUGGCUUGCACCCGGCCUCUCAGAGGGGGGUGUGGACGGGGCGUAGCUAGUCCCCUGCAGCCCCCUGCAUAGCGGCUCGCUGUGAAACUGGAGGGGUCUGAUGGAUCAGGGUAGUAGUGAGCAGAGUCCAGAGGAGCCGGACGCAGGAGGCCGAGCGGAGCCGGAGGUCGGCAGGAGGGCGUCGGAGUCAGAGCACGGCUUGUCCAAAAUCACCCAUAAUGCCCUGGAGAACAUGGGAGCGUUGGGGCACGGCCUGAAGCAGCUUUUCCAGCCUCAGCGCCGACGCUCCUCCGUUUCCCCGCAUGACUCCGCCUCAGCCUGCGCGAGCGCCCCUCCCUCCGAGCCCGUCGACCUAGGGUCAGAAGUAGGGGACGUUCCGGGCUCCUUGGCCCCCUCCAUGGAUUCUGACAAUCCUGCCGCUUCCGCCCCUCCCGCAGCUCUGAGCCGGGUUCUCCAGCAGAUUCGAGGUCCGCCCAUCAUGAAACGAGGUACCAGCCUGCAGAGCCGCCGCAGCAAAGCGGGGAGCUCUGGGGAGGCCCCUCAGAAAGGAAGCCCGCAGAUCCAUCGGCGGAGCACCCACGAGGCCCUGCUUCAGGCAGGACGCCCACGCUCCUCCUCCACCACGGACACGCCCAGCAGUCCUGCGCUGGUGGACGUGCUGCUGACCUCUGGGUACCACUCCACUGAAGAACCUGACAAGUUGGAUCGGUACGAUGGAUCAGGCCCGGCGGUGUCACCCAACACCCUGCCUUACGGCGCUGAGGGGUACGACGUGGUUGACAGCACGCCGGACCCCCAGCGCACCAAGCAGGCCAUUGCCCAGCUGCAGCAGAAGAUCCUGAAGCUCACAGAACAAAUCAAGAUCGAACAAACGGCUCGGGACGACAACGUGGCAGAGUACUUGAAACUGGCCAACAAUGCAGACAAGCAGCAGAGUGCGCGCAUCAAGCAGGUGUUUGAGAAGAAGAACCAAAAGUCUGCUCAGACCAUCCAGCAGCUGCAGAGGAAACUGGAGCACUACCACCGGAAACUCAGAGAGGUGGAGCACAACGGCAUCCCUCGGCAACCCAAAGACGUUUUCCGAGACAUGCACCAGGGUCUGAAAGGUGUUGGAGCCAAGGUAACAGGAGGGCUGUCCAGUUUUUCUCAAGCUACUCAUUCUGCAGCUGGAGCUGUGGUGUCCAAGCCCAGAGAAAUCGCUUCGCUCAUCCGGAACAAGUUUGGGAGCGCCGACAACAUCGCCGCUCUGAAAGACUCGCUGGAAGAAGCGGCAGGAGAAGAGGGCAGCUAUCCGGGGGGGUCACGACCUCUGGGAACAGGACAGUUACAAUCCAGCCCCAGGUACGGCAGUGAGGACGACUGCUCGAGCGCGACAUCUGGGUCUGCUGGAGCCAACAGCACGCCGGGGGCCCCAGGUGGCCCCCCCAGCUCCAGGGGGAAUACUCUCGAUAAUGCACAAGGUUCAGGGUUUGAUGCUUUCCUCCAUGAGAUCCAUGAGCUUCGGGACAACCAGGGUCGACUGGAAGAGUCAUUUGAAAAUUUAAAAUCCCACUAUCAGCGGGAUUACACCAUGAUCAUGGAGGCUCUGCAGGAAGAACGAUACAGGUGUGAGCGAUUAGAAGAACAACUCAAUGACUUGACAGAACUGCACCAGAAUGAAAUCCUGAACCUGAAGCAGGAACUAGCCAGCAUGGAGGAGAAGAUUGCCUACCAGUCUUAUGAAAGGGCCCGAGACAUACAGGAGGCGCUGGAGGCUUGUCAGACUCGCAUAUCCAAGAUGGAGCUGCAGCAGCAGCAGCAGCAGGUGGUGCAGCUGGAGGGCCUGGAGAACGCCACGGCACGGACUCUCCUGGGAAAGCUAAUCAACAUCCUCCUGGCCGUCAUGGCUGUCCUCCUGGUGUUUGUGUCCACCGUGGCCAACUGCGUCGUCCCCUUGAUGAAAACACGCAGCCGCACGCUUUCCACGCUGCUCCUCGUGAUCCUGCUCGCCUUCCUCUGGAGGCACUGGGAGGCUAUUUCAGAGUAUCUGCAUCAUUUCCUGCUAAACCCCAGAUGACCUGCUGGGAGAAACUAAUGAAAGCGAUGAAAGGGACUGGGCGCUUCAAGGUCAACGGUUAAAGGGAAGACGUAUAUACUGAAGGUUGUGUCUUAAACGUCCAGUUGAUCAUAUUUCUCUAAAAGCACUCAGGAGUGUAACAAAGGUUUGUCACUUUACCACUUUGUGAACUUUGUAUCCGGGAGAAUAAAAUUAAGAGCGAGGAGAUAAAAGAAAAAAAAAAUCCUGGAAGUUGGGCAUCGAGUUUGAAUCACAGGUGCAAUGGAGGCACAAGCACACGCUGCGAGAGUGAAGGGGGCGAAUUUGAAGGAGGAGCUGAGAGAACUGCACACUGGAUUUCUCUCUUCUGAGUGAAUUUGUUUACAAGUGGAAAACCUUGCAUUGUUUUUCACCUUAGUUUAUAUCUGUUGUUUAUUCAAAUGGUAUUGUUUUGAAGUCACUGCUAUUUUUAAUCCAGCUUGCUCAGUUCUCUUUUUAAACAGUAAUGAUUUGACGUCGUUCUGCGGUUUUGGUGUCCCAAGGUUUUUUUUUUUGCAAGAAAUUUCUCUUCGGUUUUGCGAUUGUUUUUUUCUCUUUUUUUUAUUUGCUUCCUCCUCUCAUCAUCUCUGCAUUUCAGCUUAUGUAACCAAGUCCUCCUUCCAGAUCACUUAAGAUCGGGUGCCUGCAAAUCUGCAUCAGUGCUCUGAGAUCACAUUUGUAACUGAAUUAAAUAGCUGUGGGUCGUUGAAUUGUUUCCUUUUGAUGUGUGGAGUCGAUCACACUGGUUCCGCCACAAACGGGAUGCGACUAUCCAGAAAUGUGACCCUCUCCUCCAACUGGACUACACUUUUCCUGGUGACUCUUUCACUGCAGAAAGAAUAAUCUACAAACUGAAUUAACAUACUUGAAGAGCGGCUGAAUUGCUCAAAGACUUAGUGCUUCCGUACUGUUUCUAUUAGUGAUGAUGAAAUAGUAACACAUUUUAGUUGAUUUUUUUUUUUUUUUUUAAUAAAUUGCUGUUUUGAAAGGCUUCGUUUAAGGUCUAACUUGUAUUUGUGUGCAAUUGUCAAAAACUCUC